Molecule: messenger RNA, 696 nt
Organism: Colletotrichum orchidophilum
Lineage: Eukaryota; Fungi; Ascomycota; Sordariomycetes; Glomerellales; Glomerellaceae
Product: aldehyde reductase II
Exons: 4
Coding region: 1-696 (231 amino acids)
Source: RefSeq, a predicted model, not a curated record
AUGUUCCCCUUCCCCCUCCGGCUCACGCCCGCCGCCCUUUCCGACCUACUCACUGGAAGAGAGAUUGAGAUCCGAAGUCUCGCCUCCUCCCACAACCGCCAGACCGAGGCCAUCGCGCUCUCGGGAAAAGGACCAGGUGGCAUGGCGGGCAGAUACAUCACCUACUCGGCCGCAAGCGCGAGGGUCAAGUUGGAGCUGUGGAAGUGGUACGACCAAGAAAAGCCCCGGUUUCGUCUUGAACUGGAGGAUGCGGAUGCCGUCCCUAACGCCGCCCUGGGCAAGUUUCGCCUCCUAGAACAUCAAGGCUUCCUUCCCUGCCGCCGUCGGCGCAAUGAGGCGCCUCUGGCAAGGCAACACCUCUCCCGAGUUCGUCACCAUAUUCCCAGCUCACUCGCCAUCGUCUCGCCCUGCUCCAAUACACCUCCUCUGACGUGUUGGACCCGAGUCUGUUCAUCCCCGAAAUGGUACUGCGACAUCAUUGACAUAGCCCGCAUCCACAUCGAAGCACCCCUCUCUCCAGACGUUCAGUCCAAAUGUCUGGUUGCCCACGCCGGCAGUUUCAACAUCAACGACCUCCUCGCCGUCUUCCGCCUGGUCCAACCCGACCGGACCUUCCCGGCCGACCUGCCCAAUCUCGCCUCCGACAAAGGCACUAUCGCCAACGAAAGGGCCACCCAACUAAUGCAACGUAGAUGA